AUGGAUCACUCCUUCCGCGAUUUCGUUGAACAGCUCAAAGCAGACGACGACCUGGUCGAGAUUAACGAUGAGGUCGAUCCUUAUCUCGAGGCAGCAGCUAUAACGAGGCUGGUGUGCGAGACCGAUGAUAAAGCUCCGCUCUUCAACAAUCUCAAGGGUCAGAAUGACAAAGGGCUCUGGAGAAUCCUUGGUGCACCCGGGUCUCUUCGACGGUCCAAGAAAGACCGAUAUGGCCGCAUCGCUCGCCACCUUGCACUUCCCCCAACCGCAAGCAUGAGGGAAAUCAUUGACAAAAUGCUUUUAGCGAGUGAGCUACCGCCUAUCGCACCACGCAUCGUUGCAGAAGGACCUGUUAAGCAAAACAGUUUAACAGACGGAGGAAAGUUCCUCCAGACCUAUGGCAUGCAUGUACUGAGGAGCCCUGAUGGUACGUGGACGAAUUGGUCCAUCUCCCGGGCUAUGGUGUAUGACCGAAACCACAUAACAGGUCAAAUCGUGCAACCGCAGCAUAUUUGGCAAAUCCAUGAGAUGUGGAAGAAAGAGGGCAAGGAUGUUCCGUGGGCACUGUGCUUCGGCGUACCUCCAGCUGCCAUCAUGGCUUCAUCGAUGUCGAUCCCUGAAGGCGUCAGCGAGGCAGACUAUGUCGGGGCAGUGACCGGCCGCCCAUUAGAGCUUGUGAAAUGCGACACCAACGACCUAUAUGUUCCGGCCAACGCCGAGAUCGUUUUUGAGGGUACCAUAUCCAUUACUGAACUCGUAGAUGAGGGUCCGUAUGGCGAGAUGCACGGAUAUGUAUUCCCAGGAGUGAAACGCAAGUAUCCACUCUUUACGGUGAACAAGAUCACUUACCGCGACAAUGCGAUUCUGCCUAUGUCUGUCACUGGGCGCAUUACAGAUGAGACUCAUACCCUAAUCGGAACGCUUGCGGCCGCCGAAAUACGCAACGCAUGCCAAAAGGCUGGACUGCCUAUUACGGACGCCUUCUCUACAUUCGAAUCCAUGGUCACUUGGGCUGCGCUCAAGGUUGACACUGUGAAACUCAGCCAGAUGAAAUGGACGCCCAAGGACUUUCAGAAGAAGGCUGGAGAUGUAGUGUUCUGUACGAAAGCCGGCUUGCUUAUUCACCGUCUUAUCCUUGUGGGUCAGGACGUCGACAUAUACAAGGGCGAAGAUGUGAUUUGGGCGUUUUCAACUCGCUGUCGGCCUAACGACGACGAAACCUUCUUCGACAAUGUCAGAGGUUUCCCGCUGAUUCCGUACAUGGGACACGGUACCGGAUCUCCGGUUCAAGGGGGAAAGGUUGUGUCGGAUGCGCUGAUGCCUUCUGAAUACUCGACAGGAAAAGGCGAUUGGCAGGCUGCAGAUUUCAAGAAUUCAUAUCCAAAUGAGCUUCAAGAUAGGGUGCUUAGCAAGUGGGCGUCCUUUGGAUUUUCGAGUUUGGACUAA
Molecule: messenger RNA, 1446 nt
Organism: Fusarium fujikuroi IMI 58289
Lineage: Eukaryota; Fungi; Ascomycota; Sordariomycetes; Hypocreales; Nectriaceae
Product: related to 3-octaprenyl-4-hydroxybenzoate carboxy-lyase
Exons: 2
Coding region: 1-1446 (481 amino acids)
Biological process (GO): ferulate metabolic process; cinnamic acid catabolic process
Cellular component (GO): cytoplasm
Molecular function (GO): carboxy-lyase activity
Source: RefSeq, a predicted model, not a curated record